AUGCCCGGUACCUGGUUGGACGUGCUUACGUUGGACCUCGGCUUGGACGACCUGCUCAAGGAAUCGAAGUCUUCCAUCACGAGCUUCAUCUCUAUGUUUGGGACGCUCCUCGCGUUCGUGCGGCCCACGAUUCCCGGAGACUCUCCCCGCGUGCUGCGCACUCUCUUGCCGUUGGUUGCGUGGGUGGUUUUCUCCGAUGAGGCCACGGUGACACCCGACCAGCUGGUCGACGAUGGUAGCCCAGAGAGUUUCUUCUACGUGAACGGAAUCUGCACAACCCGCAGGAUGGCCCUGGCCACGGGCGCUGAGUUGAGCAAAAUGUUCAACAAGAACGUGACCGUGGUGCACAACCCGACAGACUCUUUUAUUGUCGACAUCUUCGAGUGCGUAUUUGCAAAACUUUGGACCGGUCAAAGCUUCGCGACGAGUCGCCCGUGCGCCCUCCUGAUGGACAGGCUGCUGGAAGCUCUUCGAGACCCAACGAAAACCAAGGUGGUUCUCAUCGCACAUUCCCAAGGAACCAUCAUCGCAAGCGAUGCGCUUCGUCGACUUUGGACGGCUGUGGACAAGGGCGAGUUGACACACGACGAGAUGAAGAAACUGGAGAUUUACAACCUGGCCAACGCGGCGCACUGGAUGGACCAGACAGAGGACAGAGUCCCGUACAUCGAAUCCAUCUGCAACCAGCGCGACACCGUUGGUAUGCUAGGAGCCAACGCUCCUGAGAGUGUGAAACAGAGUUGGAACAUCAGGAUCGCCGGGCCGGUCGUCUACCCCACCACCAACCGUUGGGGGCACAUGAUUAGUGCGCACUACCUGAAGCACCUCAAGAACGGCGACUACCCCGGCUCCAAGCUUCACACUUACAUGAACACAGCCAAAGAACCCGAGUAUAUCGUCGCUGCAUCUCACUAGUUGUAGUAAUGCGCAACUGCUGUGUUGUGCGCACAUUUCGGCGGCUUGAACGUGUGGGCAGCUACUGCUCUGAAGGCAGGCCAUCACUGGCUAUUGUAGUGUUCUAGGAGUAAUGUAGCAGCGCAGUUGGCAGGUGCAUGAGUGUGUUUAUGUUUUGUAAGGUACUGCUGUAUGCCAUUGGCUUGGCGCAAUUUUGAAACUCUACCGGGGUCCCGUGACUUCGGGUCCAUGUAUCAGGGGGCAUGUUGGUUGCAGUUGUGUUGGUUUGUAUCGUGUCCCAUAUCAUCAUGAGUGCAUAUCCACGCUGUACAUAUUGUUGGGGGUAGUAUUUUUCAUGGUUGAGAGGGGAUCGAUAAGCAGUUCUGGGCAGUCUACUGUACCUUGGGCUGCUCCUGGGAUUCGUCGAGGAAAACAACAGUGCAAACGUCGUCGGUGGGUCGCGGUCAAAGUCGAGCAGCUGAAAAGUGGUAAGGAAUACCGAUUUGCAUGGAUGAUGGCUAAUCAGACAAGUAUGUACUCGGG
Molecule: messenger RNA, 1437 nt
Organism: Ectocarpus siliculosus
Lineage: Eukaryota; Phaeophyceae; Ectocarpales; Ectocarpaceae
Source: the annotation of a GenBank genome assembly